Acanthosepion pharaonis is the source of this 918-nucleotide messenger RNA. The record is from the annotation of a GenBank genome assembly. Lineage: Eukaryota; Metazoa; Mollusca; Cephalopoda; Sepiida; Sepiidae.
AUGUUAUGGUUUAAAUGCGAUGAAAUUAUACCAGGCGUUAUUUUGGCUUUAAUCUAUGUCGCCCUCAGUUUAUCUGGUGUCUUUUUUUAUAUGGAAUAUGAAGGUAUUGAAGAUGUAGACAGCCACUGCAGAGUUGCAUACAGUGCUGAGAAGCACAUUGACACUUUUCGUCAGAAGAAUUCCUCUGCAUUUGUGGUUGGCUUCAGUGGUGAGGUUGGGCGUCACUUGCUGGAGACACUCGACCAAGCAAAAGUGUUUUCCAGGAUUGUUCUGAUUGGACGAAGAACCAUCAAUUUGGAUCAUUUGGGACCAGAAUUUGAACAACGCCGUGUAAGAUUUGAUCUACUUGAAGAUUAUGCUGAGACCUUUGAUGGACUUGAUUAUGGAUUUUGCACAUUGGGGACAUCACAUAGCUCUGUCUUGUCAGCAGAAUUCAAUCGAGUUGACCAUGAUUAUGUCUUGAAGACAGCCGAAGUAGCUAAAGCUAAAGGAUGUAAACAUUUCACUGUUGUGUCAUCACAUGGGGCUGAUAGCAACAGCAGUUUUUUCUUUAAACAAGCCAAGGGCCUAAUGGAAGAAACUUUGAUGGAAAUGAAAUUUGAUCGUUUAUCAAUUUUCCGACCAGGUGUUCUCCUGUGUGAUCGCAAGGAACAUCGACCAGGAGACACAAUCUUCCAAUCUUUAUUGCGUCCAAUAGCUUAUUUCUUCCCAACUGCAGUCACAUUGCCAGUUGAGACAGCAGCCAUUGCAAUGUUGAACAAUGUGAUUGCUCCCAAUAACAGGACUGUGGACAUUUAUGAAAACAAAGCCAUUCAUGUUGUGGCUGGGAUGGCAUCUCAAUAUUGUCCUCCUGAACUUGUUCCACUGAAGCACCAUGACCAUAGUUUCCAUCAUAAAGAUCAUGAUUCAGAAUUCUAG